Molecule: messenger RNA, 1957 nt
Organism: Triticum dicoccoides
Lineage: Eukaryota; Viridiplantae; Streptophyta; Magnoliopsida; Poales; Poaceae
Exons: 8
Coding region: 1172-1927 (251 amino acids)
Molecular function (GO): protein binding
Source: RefSeq, a predicted model, not a curated record
UAGUUGCGUGCUUGCGUUGUGUUCGCGGGGUCCGAGAUUGUUGUUCAGGCACGCUGCAUUGCUCUGUUUCGAUGCGUCGCUCAGUUAUCUUGCGUAGUACUGUAGUUACGGUGUCCACCGCCUUCCAGAACAGUUUCCUUCAUAUUCUGUACCGCGGUCGGAUGUUUUACUCGCAACAGUUUGUGACCGUAUCCCUUCAGCUCUGUGGAAUGUAAUGUUUCGCUAGCAUCGACUUCUCUCAACAGACACAUAUGCAGAUUCAGUUUAGAUGAAUGUGUGACGGUAUAAAUGUGCAAACUUUGGAUGAAACCAUCUGAUUGUCAAGUAGUACAUAGUAUAAAUUUACAGUCUAGUCAAUUGCUCUAAAAUGAUGUGCUGUCAAGUAUUUUCACUGGGUGACUGUCCAGCAAUUAGUGUGUCAGAUCAUUACGUGUUGCCCAUUUCACUGUUCACUUUUUUUUUUAUCUUGCGAGUUUGUCUAUUGGCUUCUUCAAUGUGAUCAUGUCUACUUCUGUGGGAAGGUAUUGUGAAGCGUCUUACCAAAGGAAAUGGUGACCGGUCCGCGAUUUUUUAUUUCAACACCGAUGGACUCUCUGUGUUGCAUAUAGCGGCAUGCUUUGGCCAUCUGGAUAUUUGCAAGUAUUUGGUGGAGGAGCUCAAGGGAGAUGUAAAUGCUCCUGGAUAUGGAGCAGCUCUAGGUGCGACUCCAUUUAUGGUGUCUGCUCGGUCUGGUGAUGUUGCUGCCGUCAAGUAUUUUCUUGAUCGCGGCAGUGAUGUAAUGAAAGCAGAUGACAAAGGACAAACAAUUCUCCAGCAUGCUGUGGCUGCAGGAUGCUGAAAGGUAACAGAGUUCCUCCUUUCAAAAGGAGUGCCGGUCGACAUAGACUAUGGCCGUAGAACACCAGCCUAUCUGGCUGCUGAAAAUGAGCAGGAUAAGACAUUGAAGAUUUUGUUGGACCACCAUGCAAACGUACAUGGCCUCCGCUUUUCUUAUCUCCCUCGAUUCAGCGUUAAUUUGCACAAAUAGUUUUUCGUUCAGUAUUAGGAUUUGGAUGGUCCACUUACUAUCUAAUCCUCUGAAACACUAAACACAUCAGUAUUAUAUGAUUGUUAGCUUUUAAAUUUGGAUACCCUUUUCAUCUCAAAAUAAAAUCUUGAGUUAUCAUACCACAUGUGUUUCUUAAUACACUAUACCUUCUUUCACCCUAAUGUCAUUGUCAAAGGUAUGGGAAAUCCUCUGUGUAUGGCUCUUGUUUACCGUUCAUUGAGGUGCAUGAAGCUACUCAUUAAGGCUGGUGCAGAUGUUAAUUGCAAGGGUUGUGCUAUGACUCCUUUAUUGUUUGCUACGUGGCGAGGAGGUUAUACCAACUACAUUCAGUUCCUAUUGAAGGCUGGAGCAGAUCCUAAUAUUCCUGAUGAUUUGGGUAGGUUGCCAAUAGAGUUUGCUGCGGUGCGUGAUUGCAAGGAAGAAGUUGAAAUGUUGUUUCCUUUGACUUCCCCAAUUCCAAAUGUCCGAAACUGGAGUAUCGAGGGAGUAAUUUCUUAUGCAAAAAUUGAAGAAAAAAAGCCAAUGGAGCAAAAGCACGUUGAAAGAAGAAUGGCUUUCUUAAAGUUACAGGCUAAUAUGGCAUUCAAGCAGAAGGAGUAUAAGUUGGCAUCACAGUUAUAUGGUUUGGCAAUAGAUCAUGCAGAGAGUGCAACACUGUAUGCAAACAGGAGUGUUUGUAAACUGCUCAUGGGUGAUGGUGAAGGUGCUUUGUCAGAUGCUCUCAGGUGCAGAAUGCUGCGUCCUGAUUGGGCAAAAGCUUGCUAUCGCCAAGCUACAGCUCACAUGCUACUCAAGGAGUAUAAACAAGCCUGUGAUGCUCUCUUGGAUGCACAAAAGCUGGAUCCUGGGAAUGCUGAAAUUGAGCGUGAACUACGGUAACCUACUCUCCUACGGUUAUCUCUUCUGAAU